This is a messenger RNA of Cercopithifilaria johnstoni, 294 nucleotides long. The record is from the annotation of a GenBank genome assembly. NCBI's taxonomy places the organism in Eukaryota, Metazoa, Nematoda, Chromadorea, Rhabditida, Onchocercidae.
AUGGCGCUCUUGACGCACUUGACAAAUGAUCAAGCGUGGAAGGGUAUUCACAAUUAUAUCAGAUCGGUUCAGGCCGAAUUAGAUGAUGUAUCACCGAUUCAGUCCCUCUAUCAAUGUCACCAUGGAUCCGGACAGCCAGACCGAUCCGUUGAGAGUACUUUCACGUUGGCAUGCACCACGGGUGCCAGGGCAUUGCACUGCCAUGCGAUCGAGGGGUUGAAAGGAGGAUGGAAGAGAGGCCCGUGCAGGAGCAAUUGGCUUCCGCCUUUCUUCUCUUCCUUUCUUCUUGGCUGA